AUGGCGUCUUCCGAGGGGUUAACAAACGUCGAUCCUUGGUUGUAUCGGCAAGGCUUCAACGUAGACUCAUGGUUGCUUCCUGACACCUUCUCUCACGACAGCGAUUUGCUCGCCAGAGCUCUCCACACCACCGUCACAUCAUCCACACCUCACACUCUCUCUCCCUCCUCAGCUUUCUACGAUUCCGCCGCCGUCUCUCAGCCUUCCUCGACUUACACACUCUCCUCCGGUGGAUCCGAUCCUGAAAUCAUCCGCGGCGGAGCUAAACGGAAGCGUAACUGUCUUGAUACCGUUUCAGGCGGUUCACAAGCGAAAUCCACGAAGCGCCGCUCUCGAGCUUCAAAAAAGUCUCAGACCACUUUCAUAACGGCGGAUCCGUCGAAUUUCCGCCAGAUGGUUCAGCAAGUGACCGGCUCCAAGUACGAUACUUCUUCCUCCGUGUUUUUCGCUCCGAUCGUCAAGCCGGAGCCACAUAGGCUUAGUAAUCGACUACCGUGUGUGCCGUCCGAGAAAUCCACGGCUGUUCCAACUCUUGAUACGUCCGCAUUUUUGUCUAAUCAUCACCAGGAGAGCCUCGUCGCGGGAAACGCUUUCUCCGGUAACAACGGCGGCGUUGGACUACCCUCGGCAAAGUUUAAUGCAACAACGGAAGGUGGUGGUGGUGGCUCCGCCGUGGAGUUUGACACUUACCCAACUUUCCCGACGCUUGAGUCGUGGAAAGUUAUGUGA
Molecule: messenger RNA, 729 nt
Organism: Microthlaspi erraticum
Lineage: Eukaryota; Viridiplantae; Streptophyta; Magnoliopsida; Brassicales; Brassicaceae
Source: the annotation of a GenBank genome assembly